This is a messenger RNA of Lingula anatina, 2072 nucleotides long. RefSeq lists its product as uncharacterized. The record is from RefSeq and is a predicted model, not a curated record. Lineage: Eukaryota; Metazoa; Brachiopoda; Lingulata; Lingulida; Lingulidae.
GAUCUCAGGUCAUGCUUUUGGCGUCGUUGUUCGUUACACUCUGAGCGGGAUAUGUGGUUUACCAGCUGAUAAGUUUACUCAAAGGAUAUAUAACGUACCAUAAGAAUGCCACCAAGAAGUGGGAAAACCCCACAGCGCACCAGUGCUGCAUCUCGCAGGAAAAGUGUAGGCAAACCUGCUAAGCCCUCUAAGAUCCCUUCUAGGGAUGGUGCUAAAGCAGCAGCACUUUCGAGGGUAUAUUCACCUAAGACAAAGAAAAGUGCAUCAAGAUCUUCACCCUCAAAGUCACCUGGGUGGACAAGUGGCUCAGCAGCUCUUUUUAUAUCUCCAAAAACACCCCCAAGAAGACCAAAUACUAGGAGGUCAUCUAUCUACCAGAGGAAAGGUGCAACUGCUGCAAAACCAGGGUCUCAAAAGUUCAAGAAACCGGCAACACGCACACGUCAGCCAGUGUCUCAGCAACCAACAUCCCCAGCUGUGUCCAGCAGAACUAGGAGGGCCUCAGUGUAUCAGAAAAAAACACCUUCCAGGGCCAGAUCUCCUGCAAAGGCCAAAACACCAGGAUCUGGCAGAAAGUCUCAAAAAUCAAGGACACCUGCAGCAGUUGAAAUACCCAGCUCAGUCACUCCAGCAAGUGCAAGUGCAAGAAAACGUAAAGCGUCACCCACUAGGAGCAAAAGCCCAGCAAGAAAAGCUCCUGCAUCUAGGAGCAAGACCCCAGUCUCCAAAACCCCAGCAUCUAAACGAAAGAGCUCAGCAGCUAAAACACCUGCAUCCACACGUAAGAGCUCAGCAGCUAAGACUCCUGCAUCCACCAGGAAAAGAAGUAAACCUGCUGCUGACAAGACACCUGCACAGUCUGCACAAAAGAGGAAGAGAUCUCCGGAGAAAUCUGCAGAGGCUUCUCCUCCCAAAAAGGCCAAGACAUCCUCCAAGGAUCCUAGUCCAUCGCAAUCAAGAUCUCCUUCUCCCAAACGCUCUGGGAGCAAAUCACCAUCUACGUCUGCUAAAGAAACAAAGACACCGCUGAAGACGCCAGCUAAGAAAGUCGCCACCAAGACACCAGGUAACAAAUCUGCAAAGAAAGUGAAUGUGUCCAAUGUGAAGACACCUUCAGCCAAACUUUAUCCUAAAACUCCUGCCAGGUCGGGUGCAGCCAUGACACCAGCUGUCAAACCCAAGUCCACACCAUCGCCCAAAAGAAACACUCCAGUUUAUACCACUCCACUUCCAUUCACACCAUCCAUUAAGAAGCCUUCUCCAGAAAAGUCUGUCAAAUCUUCUCCUUUACCUGCGUCACCUUCAGCAAAGGAGGCUGGAAGAUGCAUUAUAUUAUAGGCAGGCAUUAUCCUGAUAGAUAUUUGAAUUAUUUAUUAUUUCCUUGUGUGGUGGAGAGUUGAAUCAGUGGGGAUUUGUGUCAUUUCAGAAUUUUUUCUGUUUGUUUUAUUUAUUUUCAUGAGAAACUUUAAUAUUGUACUGGAUGUAAAUAUGCCAUGGGGUUUUCUUACCUUUAAUCAAAUAUAUGUUGUUAGUUGGUUUUAUUCUACCUCUACUUGAAAUUUAUAGGUAACUGAUCGGUGUUGUUUUUAUUUAAGUAUAGCGCAUAAUGAGUUUAGAGCAAAUGUGACAUGGAACCAACUAAAGUGCAUGUCCAUAUAUAUUGUUAAUGCCAAUUUGAAAGACCUUCGUAAAAUUGAAGUGGUUAUUAAUCCCUUUGCUUUUAAAGAGAAAAUUGUCAUUUUGUAAAAUACAUAUAAUCUGCUUUAAAGUAUAAGUAGCCAAGCAAGAUGUAAGUAUGAAUACAAAAAGGAGCUUCAAAGGCAGCACUUGAUGUACAGAAGAUAUAUAUGAUGUUCCAUUUAUUUUUAAACAUUUUUGUAUAUAAAUGAUAUGAAUAGAACUUGUAGGCAGCAAAAUUUUCUCUUAAUUUAUUUGUCCCCUAUGUUGCAAAUCUUGCUUUCGUUUAACAUGAAGAUUUCUUUUUCAUUUUGAGAUAUUUAAAUGGAUGAUAUAGAAUACAGAACACUAAGUUUUUUGAGUUGGUGACAUAGAAGUAAAAGGAAACAAACCAG